GAAAACUACAAUAAUGAUCUGUGAAAUACAUAAGAUCUCAUAUGUAAGCUACUGCUAAAAAUAAUUAGCAUUUUGAUCAUUGUCACUGAUAUGUCUCAUUAUGGCAUUAAAAAGAUGUUCUCAUAAUGAAAGUGAUGUGCACUGUCUGUCCGAAUUGAGGAUCGUCCUUCUCGGAGGCCGAAAUUCUGGAAAGAGCCUUGUGGGAAACACAAUCUUAAACCAAGAAGCGUUCAUCCUCCAGGAGCGAACCACAUGUCUGAAAAGAGAAGUUGAGGUUCAAGGAAGAAAUGUCAUUGUGGUGGACACCCCAGGCUGGUGGUGUGACUUCACAGCAAAAGAGACACCUGAGCUGGUCAGGACAGAAAUCAGACGCAGCGUCUACCUGAGUCUCCCGGGUCCUCACAUCUUCCUCCUAGUGGCUAAAACAGACUCCCUGUUCAUUGAAAAGCGCAGGAGAGCCAUAGAGGAGCAUUUAGAGCUCCUUGGAGAGAAGGUGUGGGGUCACACUCUGGUUGUGUUCACGAAGGGCAAAAACUCUGGAGAUAAAUCAUUUGAGGAUCAUGUUAAGGCAUCUGGUAAACCGCUUCAAUGGCUCCUGGAGAAGUGCAGUGGAAGGUUUCAGUUUUUUGAUAUCCACAAAACACGCAAUGAUACCCAGGUAAUGGAACUAAUGGGGAAAAUCACUCAAAUAGUGGAAAGAAAUGAAAGAUGUCAUUUUGAAAUGGACAUAAGGACUUUACAAGAGAUGGAGCAAAGAAAAAGAGAAGUGGAGCUCAAGGCUCACCAAAGAUUGAUCAGGAUACAGAAUCAAAGAGCCAACGUAAAAGCACGCUCUUAUUAUCCCAAAAACAUUCGACUUGUCUUGCUCGGAGCAAAGGGGUCAGGGAAGAGCUCGACAGGAAACAGCAUUCUAGCAGCAGGAAGUGACCAGAGGUUUACACACAAAAAGCGAACCACGCAAUGUAUGAUAAAAACAUGCACAAUUGCAGAAAGACAGCUGACACUGGUGGACACACCUGGUUGGUGGAUGAACUACUUGACCCAGGACUCUACAGCUUUUGACAAACAAGAAAUAGUCAACAGCAUGUACCUCUGUCCACCCGGUCCCCAUGCUUUUAUUUUGGUGGUGCGGGUCGACAGGUCAUUCACAGAAAUCUACAGAAGGGCCACUGAAGAGCACUUGGAGCUUAUAAGUAAGGAGAUCUGGAGACAUGUUAUGCUGCUUUUUACCUAUGGUGACUGGCUCGGUGACACAACCAUUGAGCAGCACAUAGAGAGCGAAGGAAAGGCGCUCCAGUGGCUUGUGGAGAGAUGUGGAAAUCGCUAUCAUGUUCUGAACAACAAAAGUCCUGGUAAUAAGUUUCAGAUGGCAGAGCUGCUGGAGAAGAUAGAGGACAUGAUGGCGGGGACUGGUGUGAGCCAUUUUAAAAUAGACGAGAGUAUUUUUAAAGAGCUUGAAAGGAGAAAGCAAGAAGAGGCAAACAGGGUAAAACUGCGGCGUGAGAAUGUGCAGAGAAAAAGACAAAGCUUGAACGCUUUCAAGGGACAUAUACCACUACCCAAAGUCAUUCGAGUCAUUCUCCUGGGUGGGAAACAUUCUGGCAAGACCUCUGCUUCCAGAUGCAUUUUGGGUAAUGAGGUAAAAGAGACUGACAGCCAAAAUCUCAUUAGGGGUUCUGCUAUAAUCUAUAAGAAAAAAGUCGAAGUUGUGGACACACCAGGCUGGACGACCGAAUGUCCAGAUUCAGAGUUUAACAAGGAACUUCUCAAUAACACUGCGACCUGUGUCCUACUGCUGGUGGUCAACGCCAGCUUCUCAUUUACAUUCAGGAACCUGAGAGCAGCUGAAGGCCAUUUGCAAGCUCUGGGUGACAAAGCAUGGAGCAGCACCAUUGUGUUGUUUACAUAUGGAGACUGGCUUGGCGACGUAAGCGUGGAGCAGUACAUUGAAAGUGAGGGAGAUGCGCUCCAAACGCUGGUGGAGAAAUGUGGAAACAGAUAUCAUGUUUUUAACAACAAAAUGAAAGAUGGCUGCACUCAGGUCGCACAGCUGAUGCAGAAGAUAGAUGAGAUGAUGUUAGAGAAGAUGCUUAACAGUGCUGUCAACAAAGAGAGAAUUGAACGACCUUUGGUGGAUGGUGAAUUACAGUUUGAUAGAAAGGUACAGAUGGGAGAAACACUGAUAACUCCUAGCUGCUCUUCUACAAAGAAUAACCCAAAUCUUGGAGAGACUGGGUUCUCCAGACCUUUGCUGCCUAAAACUUUGGUUGAUCUAACAAUGAGAUCCAGGCUUUUACAAAGUAAAAAUCAAGCGUUGGGUUGUAGAAGUAUCCAAUUACAUAAUGGGAAUUUAUCACAAAGUACCACUGGUCAAAGACUGAUAGUGGUGCUCAACACCUCUGAAUGGCUUCACCAAAAUGAUCCAUUUAUUGGUGUGAAUAGAAUCGAAAGACCUGAUCUACCUUCUCUAUCUGUGCUCAAUGUUACACCAGAUGACCAACCAAGACAUGAAUUACGAACGCUAAGAACCGAAUCACAGGAGGGAAGGCUUCAGUGGAGAUGUACGCAUUACACAGCUCGAACUGCAAAAGAAAGAGCCUUUGUGGAUUUUGUCCAAACAGGAAGUCUCCAGAACUUAAUUGACCAAUGGGGUGAUAGUAACAUUAAAGAGCUAGAGGAAUUCAUAGACUCUUAUUUUGAAAUGGUGUGGCAGGAAACUGUAAAAGAGGUUAAGGUAGAGGAAUGCAGUAACACAAGCCCAAUCAAUUGUGAAGUGUCAGGCAUCACAGAGACGGGUUUAAAAUAUCUGGCCUCGAUUGACAGGAAACUAUCAAACCUCGACAUCCUGGAAGACGUUCAAAAAGACUUGAAGGAGCUGAAGCAAAACCUUAAAGACUUUAAUCAGAUAUUACAGGAACUGAGAGACAGGAGUAAAGAAGCCGGUCUAUACAAUCAAACGUCUGAGGCAAAAGAGUCAGAUGCACAAUGACCAGAACUUUCAAAUAUAGAUAAAUAAUAAUCAAUAUAUCAUUACUUCUGUCAUGACUAUUACUAUUCUCUGUACAUGUCUAGAAUAUAAAGAAAGAAAGGCAAGGUGUGAAACGUCAGGGUUGACUGCAGAAUACCUGGGCAUACUGUGUGCAUAUCAAUCCACAUGUUGAGAGUCUUUAGGGAUCCUAUUUUGUUCUGUAAAAAACGCAUAAAACAUACCAAUGAAUAAAUGACACAUGUUGUGUUUAAAUAAUGAAGUAAACUGACAUCA
Misgurnus anguillicaudatus (oriental weatherfish) is the source of this 3262-nucleotide messenger RNA. RefSeq names its product GTPase IMAP family member 8. The record is from RefSeq and is a predicted model, not a curated record. Lineage: Eukaryota; Metazoa; Chordata; Actinopteri; Cypriniformes; Cobitidae. Gene Ontology annotation, molecular function: GTP binding.